Umbelopsis ramanniana AG is the source of this 680-nucleotide messenger RNA. RefSeq lists its product as uncharacterized. Bases 84 to 569 code for a protein of 161 amino acids. NCBI's taxonomy places the organism in Eukaryota, Fungi, Mucoromycota, Umbelopsidomycetes, Umbelopsidales, Umbelopsidaceae. Gene Ontology annotation, biological process: purine nucleoside catabolic process. Gene Ontology annotation, molecular function: guanosine deaminase activity. The transcript has 4 exons. The record is from RefSeq and is a predicted model, not a curated record.
GCACAAUCCAAAACUAUAUAUAUCAUCGCCACCCUAAACCAUCGGGUCUUUAUAGCUCUUCUUUUCAGAUUAUACCUUCAAAAAUGUACACUGCCCCUAGCCAUGAUGAAAUCAUCAAGAACCUCAAGCGAACCAUCGAAGUCGCUGCCCGUGCUAAGGCCCUUGGUCGCCAUCCUUUUGGCAGUAUUGUAGUGGGUCCAGAAGGCAAUGUGAUUGCUGAGCAAGGCAACAUUGAUACUGUCAAUCAUGCAGAGAGUACGGUUGCACGUACAGUUUUCUCCAAUUAUUCUCAAUCUUAUCUGAACCGUUGUACUUUGUACACUUCUUUCGAACCAUGCGCCAUGUGUGCUGGUACAUGCUAUUGGGCUGGCAUCGGAGGUGUUGUUUUCGGCGCCACUGAAAAAAGAUUGCUUUCCAUUACCGGAAACCACGACGCGAAUCCCACUAUGAGCAUGGAUUGUCGCCAAGUAUUUUCCGCAGGACAGAGAGAAGUUCAAGUCUUUGGCCCUUAUCCGGAGCUUGAAGAUGAUAUCGUAGCGGACCAUCUGGAGUUCUGGAAAUCUCAUUGAGCAACUUUGUAUGAUAGCAUACCUAAAAGUCUGUAGUGUAAAUGAGAUUUAUAGCUAUCUGUAGGGUUUCCUGUGCCAUGUAACAAGACUUUUGUACCUCGCUGUCAGUUG